Cygnus atratus (black swan) is the source of this 2676-nucleotide messenger RNA. RefSeq names its product plexin domain containing 2 (gene PLXDC2). The transcript has 14 exons. The record is from RefSeq and is a predicted model, not a curated record. NCBI's taxonomy places the organism in Eukaryota, Metazoa, Chordata, Aves, Anseriformes, Anatidae. Bases 750 to 2339 code for a protein of 529 amino acids.
CAGCUCCGGGGCAGCGCCUCCCGGGACCUCCUCACCCCCGCGGCCGAGCGGAGCUGAGCGCGGCCCCAGCGCCUGCGCCCCUGCGGAGGAGGGCGGGGAGGAAUCCGGCCCCACGGGAGCCCCCUCCCGUCCUCGCAGGGGGCUGCCCUGGGCCCUGCUCUAACGCCUCCGGCGUCGGGAACCGGCCCGAAAGAGAGGGAGAAACUCGCGCGUCCCCGCCCGCACAUCCCCGCCCGCGGCGCAUCCGCCCGCCCUCCCGGUCCUGCGCGCCCCCCCCUCGGGGGCUCGGGGCCGGCCCCGGCUGGAAGAUUUCCCCGCUCGCUUCCCUUCGGAGGGUUUUGUCGCCUAGCCGUGCGCCGAGGGGAGGCACCGUCCCUAAGGCACCCUGCCUCACCCUGCGGGGGAAGGGAGCUGGGUGGGGGCAAGCCAGGAAGGGAGGAUCUCAGCGGCUCUCCUAAAAAUCUCUCGGCAGGCUGCGAGGAAGGGAGAGUUUGGCACUUGGCGGGCGAGGCUGCGCUUGUUUUCCCCGGUGGUGAUGUCGCUGGACUGAGAGCGGCGCGGCCGUGAGAGUUGCGGGGACAGAGCCCUCCCCAGCAUCCCCUCCACCCCCCCAGCCCCGGCGGCUGCCCCCCGCUACAUGAGAGCUGCAGGGAGGAGAGGGCGACUCGGCGCCUGCUAGGGCUGCUCCCCGCCGCCUCCCGGACUUUCCCACCCCCGCCCAGGAGAGUUACCUCGGCAGGCUCCGUGCUAUGGCGAGGCUGCGGAGAAGCAAACUAGCCGCUGGAUUUUUAUUACUUUUCCAGUGCCUGAGCGAGCGCUGCCAGCUCGCCGCCGAGGAGACGCCGAGCCAGAGCCACGGUGUGUUUUAUGAAGUUGUUCAGAGCUUCCCUCGAGUGGAGGAAAAUGUGCAAGUUGAUGCACAUGUAAGCAGCCACAGGUGGAGAAGGCACUCGGAGUCUCUCAAAUCAGUCGACACUAACAGAGCCAGCAUGGGGCAGGAUUCCUCUGAGCCAGGGGGUUUCACAGAUCUACUUCUUGAAGAGGGACAUGACAACACCACCCAGAUUGAGGAGGAUACAGAUCAUAAUUAUUAUACUUCAAGAACAUAUGGCCCAUAUGAUUCUACUAGCCGGGAUUUGUGGGUCAAUAUAGACCAAAUGGAGAAAGACAAAGUAAAGAUUCAUGGGAUCCUCUCCAAUACCCAUCGGCAAGCAGCAAGAGUAAAUCUGUCCUUCGAUUUUCCAUUUUAUGGCCAUUUUCUACGUGAAAUUACAGUGGCAACUGGGGGUUUCAUAUAUACUGGAGAAGUUGUGCAUCGAAUGUUAACAGCUACACAAUACAUUGCACCCUUAAUGGCAAAUUUUGACCCCAGUGUGUCAAGAAAUUCAACAGUCAGAUACUUUGAUAAUGGCACAGCACUAGUUGUCCAGUGGGACCAUGUCCAUCUGCAGGAUAAUUACAACCUGGGCAGUUUCACUUUUCAGGCCACCCUUCUCAAUGAUGGGCGUAUCAUUUUCGGCUACAAAGAAAUUCCUGUUGCUGUGACACAGAUAAGUUCAACCAACCACCCAGUGAAAGUGGGACUCUCAGAUGCAUUUGUGGUUGUGCACAGGAUCCAGCAAAUUCCCAAUGUCCGUAGAAGAACAAUUUAUGAAUACCACAGGGUGGAACUGCAGAUGUCAAAGAUCACCAACCUGUCAGCUGUUGAAAUGAUACCUCUUCCAACUUGUCUCCAGUUUAACAGCUGUGGUCCUUGUGUCACUGCCCAGAUUGGCUUCAACUGCAGCUGGUGCAGUAAACUCCAAAGGUGCUCCAGUGGAUUUGACCGUCACCGGCAAGACUGGGUAGACAGUGGCUGCCCUGAAGAGUCAAAAGAUAAGAUUUGCAAGAAGACUGUAGACACAACAGAAACACCUCCAUACUCCACCACAAUCCUUCAACCAACCACAACAAAGUUCAGAGUUUUAACAACCACCAGAGGAUCCACCACUUCCCAACUGCCAACUAGCUUGCCCACAGAAGAUGACACCAAGAUAGCGCUGCAUCUAAAAGAUAACGGAGCUUCCACAGAUGACAGUGCUGCAGAGAAGAAAGGUGGAACACUUCACGCUGGCUUAAUUGUUGGUAUUCUAGUCCUGGUCCUCAUUGUGGCUGCAGCCAUCCUCGUGACUGUCUAUAUGUACCAUCACCCAACAUCAGCUGCUAGUCUCUUCUUCAUAGAGCGGCGUCCGAGCAGAUGGCCAGCAAUGAAAUUCAGAAGAGGAUCAGGACAUCCUGCAUAUGCUGAAGUCGAACCAGUUGGAGAAAAAGAAGGCUUCAUUGUAUCAGAGCAAUGCUAAAAUUUUUAGGACAGAACACCAGUACUGGCCUACAGGUGUAAGACAUUUACUUUGCCUCUCUUUAAAGAAAAGGAGCCCUAAGCUGCUGUAGCCUAAUAGAAAGAAGAUUUUGGAUAAGCUUUGUCCAAGAAGAAAAACUAUCUAAGAUACCAGAUUACCACUGCACAGUAGUCUUUGUUAGUGGACUGACACACAAUGGUUCAUGCAGAACACCUGUCAGUGGACACCUAUGGUAUCAGAACUAUGGCACAAGUGCCACAUUAUUGGCUUUAGGUUUGGGGGUGCACAGUAAUCAAAAAUAUAAUAAAGCUUUGGUGCACAAGGGUAUUACCCUGUG